CUUGAUUGGGUCUAGAAGACAACUUAAUAACAAUAAGUUAAUAAUUCUAGACACGCACACUUUGUAUAAAUCAGUGUUUUACGCGUUGUUUAGGAACAAAUGUCAAAUGAACGGUAAUUACUUACUUAGUGCAGCUACUUCUUGUGCGAGAAUGCGCUGCUGACCAGCAUACUCCAUUCAACUAUGUCCUAGACAAGCUCCACCAGAUGUCUCCAGCUGCUAUCUAUUCUUUUGAUGUCUGCCUCCUAUUACUUUCCGUUUACCUUCAUGACUCUAAGUCAGGGCUUUCCUCGUGAUUCAACUGGAUGAUUUCCUCAAUGUAUGUUCUGUCCACCUCCAGUGUCUUUUCCUAAUUCCCUCUUCAGUUGGAAGUUGCUUAGUUCUCUACCACAGUAGUUCGUUGCUGAUGGUAUCCGACCAACGGACAUUCGGUAUCUUACAAAGACAGUUCUUUAUAAAUACCUGUACCUUCCUAAUGACGGUUGUGGUAGUUCCCGAAGUUUCAGCUCCGUACAGUAGAACUGUCUUUACGUUCGUAUUGAAGAUUUUCACUUUGAUAUUGGUUGACAGUAGUUUUGAGCUCCAUAUGUUCUUCAACUGUAGGAGUGCGGCUGUUGCUUUGCCAAUCCUCACCUGCACACCUGCAUCGAAUCCUCUCUGUUCAUCGAUGGUGCUACCCAGAUACGUGAUAAUUUCCACCUCUUCCAGAGCACCUCCAUCAAGUGAGAUUGUGUUGGUGUCUUGUGUGAUGUAUUUGAGGAUGCUGCUUUUUGCCUUGUGUAUGUUGAGGCCUAUUGCUGCAGAGGCUGCUGCUAAACUGGUUGUCUUCAUCGGCAUUUAUGCGUGUGUAUGGAAUAGAAGAGCUAGGACAUCUGCAAAGUCCGAAUCGUCUAGUUGCAUCCAGGUUGUCCAUUGUAUUCCGUGUUUCCCCUUGAGCAGUAGAAACUAUAGAUUAACUUAUUUUUUAUGCCAUGAGCCAGUGGAUUAUCGUUUCAAGUUACUCCGAAAAUAAAAUUUUUGCUGGUAACGAGGAUCAAAGGUUGAUGAACGAAGAAGGCAGAGCAGAGAGCCUUGACUGAAACGCUAAGUUACUGGAUCUAAAUUACCCGAACGAUU
Schistosoma intercalatum is the source of this 1116-nucleotide messenger RNA. Lineage: Eukaryota; Metazoa; Platyhelminthes; Trematoda; Strigeidida; Schistosomatidae. The record is from the annotation of a GenBank genome assembly.